Brassica oleracea var. oleracea is the source of this 1219-nucleotide messenger RNA. RefSeq lists its product as uncharacterized. The transcript is spliced from 6 exons. The record is from RefSeq and is a predicted model, not a curated record. Gene Ontology annotation, biological process: protein ubiquitination. Bases 315 to 1112 code for a protein of 265 amino acids. NCBI's taxonomy places the organism in Eukaryota, Viridiplantae, Streptophyta, Magnoliopsida, Brassicales, Brassicaceae. Gene Ontology annotation, cellular component: membrane. Gene Ontology annotation, molecular function: ubiquitin-protein transferase activity; zinc ion binding.
AUACUCCAUCUCAUUGCUUCGUAUGUAAACACAAACAUAACUUUAUUGGUUUUAAUCUCCUGAAUAAUUUGCGGAGUUCAGAGAGAAAGAAAGGAAGCUUUUAUCAAAGGCUUUAGCUUCAGGAAAAGACAGAUUCUAUUCUUUUAAGUCUCCUCUUUCUUCGCUUUUCCACUUCUUCUCCUUUCCGACAAAAAGAGAAGAAAACGGUAUUACAAAACUCUUUACCUUCUCCUGUCCUAAUAUUUGGCAUUAAAGAAAAGGGGAGAAGAAUCUCAAUACUAAUAUAAAUAGGGGACUUUCUUCAGCUGCAAGUCAUGGGAGAUCAUUUCGUGCUGUUUAUGGACCGGUUGAUAACAGAAGCCACGAUUGAGGAAGCGAUUCAGAGCAGGAACCGUAUGUUGCAAGCCAACGCACCUGUCGAGGAGGAAUGUAUUAGAGUCCUCGAUGAGAAAACACUUGAGAAGGUGCGUAACGGAGAUUUGUCGAUGGUGCUGUGUAGGAUUUGUCACGAUGAGGAUGUGGAUUCAAAGAUGGAGACUCCUUGUUCUUGCAGCGGCAGCUUGAAGUAUGCACAUAGGAGGUGCGUGCAGAGAUGGUGUAACGAGAAAGGAAACACCAACUGCGAGAUUUGCCAUCAGGGAUUCAAGCCGGAUUAUACAGCGCCAGCUCCAUUGUUAGAGUUGGGUCAUGUCCCUCUUCAUUUCAGGGGAAACUGGGCAAUAUCUCAACGUGAGCAUCCUCGUUUCAUCACAGUUGUACCUGCUGAUCCCACUUUCAUCCACGAUCAUCAUCAUCAGUAUCCUCUUUUUUCCACCACAAGCUUCAUCUGUUUCCGUUCUCUUGUUCUCAUCUUUAUGGCUCUCCUGAUUCUCCGACACACCCUUCCCUUAGUCCUUACCGGAUCAAACCUCCAUGUCUUCCCUUUGUUCAUGUUGUUGUUUUUGAGAAUACUCGGGAUCAUGCUACCCAUCUAUGUUGUCACCAAAGCAGUCGCUACCUGCCGUCGCCAUUCUCAGAACUUUGAAACCUCUGACUCUGAAGAUUCAUCUGAUGAAGAAGCAGAGUUGUGGCGCUUGCCUCACACGCAAUCUUACAUUAUAGGCGUGCCAUGAGCACUGUUUGUUUAUUUCCUUUCACAUAUACAUAACAAGACGAUGUCUUUGUAAAUAUACACUCUCACUAAUUAUACAUGUAAAAUUAACACAUUGAAGUUGAACAA